UUGACGUCAUCGCGGCGGUGACGUAACGUGACGUCGGCGCCGCGCGGGCGGGAACGGGCGGCCGGGCAAGAUGGCGGCCGGGCCCAUCUCCGAGCGGAACCAGGAUGCGACGGUGUACGUGGGGGGGUUGGAUGAGAAGGUCAGUGAGCCCCUGCUCUGGGAGCUUUUCCUCCAGGCUGGGCCCGUGGUCAACACACACAUGCCCAAGGAUCGAGUCACGGGCCAGCACCAAGGUUACGGCUUCGUGGAGUUCCUGAGCGAGGAGGACGCCGACUACGCCAUCAAGAUCAUGAACAUGAUCAAGCUGUACGGGAAGCCCAUCCGCGUCAACAAGGCGUCGGCCCACAACAAGAACCUGGACGUGGGCGCCAACAUCUUCAUCGGGAACCUGGACCCCGAGAUCGACGAGAAGCUGCUGUACGACACGUUCAGCGCCUUCGGCGUCAUCCUGCAGACGCCCAAGAUCAUGCGGGACCCCGACACCGGCAACUCCAAGGGCUACGCCUUCAUCAACUUCGCCAGCUUCGACGCCUCGGACGCCGCCAUCGAGGCCAUGAACGGGCAGUACCUGUGCAACCGGCCCAUCACCGUGUCCUACGCCUUCAAGAAGGACUCCAAGGGCGAGCGGCACGGCUCGGCGGCCGAGCGCCUGCUGGCGGCGCAGAACCCGCUGUCCCAGGCCGACCGGCCGCACCAGCUCUUCGCCGACGCUCCCCCGCCCCCAUCCGUGCCCGCGCCCGUGGUCACGGCCCUGGGGCCCGGGGUCACCCCCCCAGGUCUCCCACCCCCAGGAUCGUUCCCCCCGCCGGUGCCUCCCCCCGGGGCGAUGCCCCCCGGGAUGCCCCCUGCCAUGCCCCCUCCUCCCAUGCCCCCUGGGGCUGGUGCCCCUGGCCCCCCCUCGGGGGCUGCACCCGCUGGGGGACACCCCCCUCACCCCCACCCCUUCCCUCCAGGUGGGAUGCACCAUCCAGGGAUGCCACCCAUGCAGGUGCACCACGGCCCCCCCGGCAUGGGGCAGCAUCACCCAGGACCCCCUGGCUCUGGAGGCCAGCCUCCCCCACGGCCUCCCCCUGGCAUGCCCCACCCUGGGCCCCCUCCCAUGGGGAUGCCACCCCGAGGACCCCACUUUGGGUCUCCCAUGGGUCACCCUGGCCCGAUGCCCCACCAUGGCAUGAGGGGCCCCCCGCCGCUGAUGCCGCCCCACGGCUACAACGGGCCCCCCCGGCCGCCCCCCUACGGCUACCAGCGGGUGCCUCUGCCCCCCAGGCCCACCCAGAGACCCCCAGGGGUGCCACCACGAGGGCCCCUCAGGGGGCCUCUCCCCUAAACGUGGGACAGAGCCCCCCCUCUCCCUGCUGGGGGUCCCCUGCUCGGGUUAACCCCUCGGUGCCCGGGGGGGACGCUGGGGUCCGGCCCUUCCACACCCCCCCCUUCUCUCUUUCCCUCUCCACCAUUUGCCCCCCAUUUCUUUUUCUACUCAUUACUCCAUCCCCCCUCCUCCUCCUCCUCAUCCUCCUCCUGUUUAUCUCAGCCCUGAAGGGUUUCCAAGGUCCUUUCAGCAGCGUUUUUUGGGGGGUUUCUGUUUGAUGCCCCCCUUGAGAAAUAAAAGCUUCUGAGGAGGCUGAAGGUGGGA
Colius striatus (speckled mousebird) is the source of this 1633-nucleotide messenger RNA. It is a transcript of the gene SF3B4, whose product is annotated as splicing factor 3b subunit 4. Gene Ontology annotation, molecular function: RNA binding. The coding region runs from base 71 to 1327 and encodes 418 amino acids. The record is from RefSeq and is a predicted model, not a curated record. Gene Ontology annotation, cellular component: U12-type spliceosomal complex; nucleolus. NCBI's taxonomy places the organism in Eukaryota, Metazoa, Chordata, Aves, Coliiformes, Coliidae. Gene Ontology annotation, biological process: positive regulation of mRNA splicing, via spliceosome. The transcript is spliced from 6 exons.